AUGGAUCGCAUGAUCAGCUCGGGUACUUACAACCCACCCAUGCUUCCCAUGUCGGAGAUGGAGAAGUUGAAAGUCUCACGGCCUUUGAACACUGUCGAAUUUGCCUUUGGAACCAACUUUCUGGGUUUGAUAUCUGGGCACAGCACUCUUAUGCUCCACCGUGAAUACUUUCCCUUCAUGCCCACCGCAGAGUCGGGCCCAAGAGGACCUGUGGACCACCCUCUGCUCGAAGCGGAAGCGCCUGUCGGCUGGUGGGAAUCGAGCGCACUCGAGCUGUUCUCGGCAGCGGAAUACAUUGCAAGACUUCUACACGAAGCAUCUGAAUGUGGAGCCCAUCUGAUGACGCCGUUUGUGGGAUUCUGUGCCUUUUCCGCGUCGUAUAUGAACCUCUACAUCUACCGUUUCCCCCGCAUGAACCUUGGUCGAAGUCCCCAGGCUGAACAACUGAUGAAUUUCUGUCUCUCUUACUUGGAGGAGUUUCGACACGUGUGGAAGCUCGGAGAGGCUUGGGUCUCUACUCUCAAACAUGCCUCACUCUUAUAUGAGCGCGCUUCUGCUGACAGGGGAAGAUACUUGGGAAAGUCCCGGCAGGACUUCGACCAUCUCCACCAGUCGAUACACGAAUUUCGAGUCGUUGACCGAUCGAAUCAGCAUAUACAGGAGAUUGAAGGAGCCGAGGGAGCAAGCCCAGGAGUGACUUAUAGUCACCCCGCGCAACGGGUGGUCCCUAACUCUGAGUUGGACAAUCUUAGCGCACCGCUCACUCAUCUGCUUACGGAGGUUAGCACUUAUUCCCAUGAACAGGGCGCAUGGUCGCAGUGGUGGCCUACAUUGGAGGACAUCGAUCUUGCACUAGUAUCAGGAUGA
This is a messenger RNA of Aspergillus bombycis, 867 nucleotides long. RefSeq lists its product as uncharacterized. The record is from RefSeq and is a predicted model, not a curated record. Gene Ontology annotation, cellular component: nucleus. The transcript has 4 exons. Bases 1 to 867 code for a protein of 288 amino acids. NCBI's taxonomy places the organism in Eukaryota, Fungi, Ascomycota, Eurotiomycetes, Eurotiales, Aspergillaceae.